UCGGUCCUUCCGCUGCCGGUAGAGUGAACGUGAACUGCCAAGAAGAAGAGAAGAAAAAGCAGAAGUGGCGAUAACGUCGAGACAAGUACCGAUUGGCUUUUUAUGACACAGAGUUGCAGCCGAGCAAAAUAAACCACCGCCUCCAAGAGCUGUAAAGGCCGAUCGACUCUCGCAGGUGACCGACGAUGGCUGUGAACGUAUACUCGACCUCAGUGACCAGCGACAACCUAAGUCGUCAUGACAUGCUGGUCUGGAUCAAUGAAUCUCUACAGAUGAACCUCACCAAGAUUGAAAUGUUGUGUUCAGGUGCUGUCUACUGCCAGUUCAUGGACAUGCUGUUCCCAAACUCUGUGCCUCUGAAGAAAGUCAAAUUUGGUGCCAAGCUGGAGCACGAAUACAUCCACAACUUCAAGCUUCUGCAGGUUGCCUUCAAAAAGAUGGGAGUUGACAAAAUCAUUCCAGUGGACAAACUGGUGAAGGGGAAGUUUCAGGACAACUUUGAGUUUGUCCAGUGGUUUAAGAAGUUCUUCGAUGCCAACUACGACGGGAAGGAGUACGACCCAGUGGAGGCGAGGCAGGGCCAGGACGCCAUGCCCACACCCAACCCUGCCACAUCAGCUCUGAACAAACCCCCUAAAAAGGCCAUCAGUCAAGCUCCUCAGAGGCCACCUGUUGCUAAGGUAGCACCCAAGUUGGCUCCAGUCAGUGCAAGGAAGCCGGGGAUGGGAGGAGGCGACGAGGAGAGGGCAGAGCUCCUGAAUGAGCUGGAGAUCCUGAAAUCUACCAUUCAGGACAUGGAGAAGGAGAGAGACUUUUAUUUUGGAAAGCUGCGGAACAUUGAGCUGAUUUGCCAGGAGAAGGAAGGAGAGGGCGACCCCACGCUGCAGAGGAUCGUAGACAUCCUCUACGCCACAGACGAGGGUUUUGUGAUACCGGAUGCUGAGGAGCAGGAGGAGUUUUAAUAUUCAAGACUGCAAGCAACUUUUCACUUAGAUGCCCUGGUCUACAAAACGAGAUCCCUCCUCAAGCCAAGACAGCCAGUUUGGUUUUAUAUCCAACAACCAAACCUGAUCUCGACUUGUGCCCCCCCCUCCCCCCUCCCACCUUUCCUGAACCUGAUUCCCAACCUGCCAGACUUUUUCCUCUUAGCCUUCAGCCACCGUACAGCUGCGCUCCCACUUCUCCCAAAACACGUUUCACCAAUAAUCAACAAAGCCUCGGUCACUGCCUCUCCUCUCUACACACCUGUCAGUCUGCAAGAAUCCCGGUCCCCACCCUCACCUGGAAUCCCGACCUUCCCGAAACCAGAUCUGGUUUUUGUAAUGGACUUCAGUGUGAAAAACACGGUGAUGUUCUCUGUGUGUGUGUGUGUGUAUAUGUAUGUGUGUGUGGUUGUAUGUGUUUAAAAAUCAAUUUGAAACAAAUCAAACGUAAUGAACCUCCUCUGAAGACCCGGCUGUCGGUUCAACCAAUCACUUUGUCCAAAUCUAACCCCGAUGGUUUCUUUGUUUGAUGGCACUGCAGCCGUUUUGUGCCUCUCCUGCUGACACUGAAUUUUAUUCAUUUAGAGGAAGAUACAUGCACAGGUGAGAAAAAGCAGGAAAAAACACACACAUUCCCAACUUAGUUUUGAUUUAUUUGGAACCAAAUCUGAGGUGUAGGUUGUAUUUUUGCUCGCUGGUCCCCAUUUCAAGUGGUAAGAGUUAAAUUUCAUCCAGGCAGCAGGCUCUCAGAAACGCUGCUAACGUUACCUGUAGAAGAUAAGUUUGUAAGCAAUAUGAAAUGAGUAGAAAGCAGCCGGUGGACCGCACACGUUGACGCUGAAGGGCUCAGGGUUUAGCCUGGGAUGAGGCAACAGUCGGGUCUUCUCUUGGUCUUUCUCCCACCAAGGACACCAUCUUGAUUUUGUCCUGUUCAGCUUCAGAAGAGCUUUUGUAAAUUUAUGCCACUGUUUUAUCACAUUUUUUUUCUCACUCCAUUUUUUUUCUUGUUCCUGUCGUGUGUUUCAGAACUGUUUUUGGGCACCUGUCAGUCAUGCUCUCACCUUUUUUAUACAUUUGUUUUCUAUUUAGUUUGAGGUUUUCUCGCGCUCACCCAUUGAUCACUCUGUUGGGAAGGUUUUACUUGUGUGCAGGGACUUGUUCUCCCAGACACAAGAAUAGAGAAGAGGAGUUGCUGUCUUUUUUUGCCACCCACAUGUUCCCACUCAGACUUGGUGUUCACAUUUCACGCUUCGUAAAUGUGCAAUUCUUAAAACCAGGAAAGUGGCUUACUCUUGCGGUCGAUGUGAGAUCAAGUGUUUAAAGCUUUCGUGGACGGCAGCCUUUUGAUCAACACGCCAAUGUUUUAGUAAGAAGUGCAAAAAAACAAGCCAGAGGCUGCGUGAUCAACAGUGAUCGUUUUGUAUGUUUUGUCUUUUGGAAAGUCUCUUUUAAGGCAGAUGCACUGUUUUAUACCAGUGGCCUUUAAUUAGCCCCUAGCCAAUAAAAAGAAUUCCUGACGAAGGAUGACGGGAAAUCCAGACCAGCCACAUUACAAACACUGUGAGCUCUGACUGUGGCCGAUCAGUGUGUUCACUACAUGUAGCCGGCCACAGUCCAGACGAUCAUCAUCUAAACUCUGCCUGUCUGAGCUGUGAGAGAGGCUGCUUCGCUUCUCUCCGCUGCUUCAGCAGCUAGUCUGAUGAAACUUUGUUUUUCCUGCCCUCAUUACUGAUGUUGGAAUUAGUUUUUCCCAAAGCUGUUAUAAAAUGUGGGAUCAAUAUAAAAUUAAAAACUAAACCUUGCCACACUGACGGCGUAUUCCUUUGUGGGAAUGAGUUUUCCCCUUUUUUUGUACUUCACACCCUGAUUGACCAAUUUUAAUACUGAUCUAUUGUGGAUCUAAUUUGAGACCAGUUUUUCCACUGUACUGUGUUCACUGUCUGACAUAUUUGUACCUAAUUUGAAACAACACACAAACCCUGUUAACAUCAACUUGUUGGAAUACAUUUAUAAAUACUUUAUCAAUGGCCUUAUUCAUUAGGAAACAUUUUUCAUAACUUUUUUUAUUUUACUUUAAGUCUCUGCUGUUCUGGGUAAAUGUUUGUACUGUUAGUCAUAUUUUUAAUGUGUUCUGAAAAUAAACAACAUUGGAGGUAUUUCAGACAGAAGCUCAGAUGUGUCAGGGUGCAGCAGACCACCUGUCUUCCAUCAAAUGCUCAUAAAGCAAACAACAAAAAAAAAGUAUAUUUACAGUGUUUGAUGCCGGUUGAUUUUAAUUCAAGGAUUUCUUGUGAUUUUUUUUUUUUUUUUUUUUUCUUGAAGGAUGCAAGUUUGUUUCCACAGUGAGAUAAAUGUACACUAGUAUCACAGCUGCAGACUUAGAAAAUGAUUUUCUGUAGAAUUAAAUUAAAGAUCAAUUGGCUGAGUCGAGCAUUUUUCAUCUUUGGAUUAACAGUGACUCAGAUGUCGUAUUUAAAGUGUUGUAGCUACAUGAUAUGAUCAGAGCUCAGAAGCCUUUAACAAACACUGCCAUGUGUAAGAUUGAAUGUUGCCUGGGUUGACUUGUUUAUUUUAUUUUUCUCUUUUUUCUGGUUGUUGCCUUCAGUCAGACCACAUCUUUAAAAAAAACAUCUCUACUUUGACCUUUUAGAAAUAAUUUCCAAAUCAUAAUUUCUCAGAAUGUAUGCUGUUCUGACUCUCCAAAGAGUGAUUUGAAGUUUUUAAUGCAAGCACAGUCGACCUUGUAGUGUGGUGAUGUGCGAGUGCAGUAACAUAUUCUCUUCAGUUGUUUUCUCUGUACUGCAGCACACUGGCUUGUGACUGUGACUGACUUUCAGCUUUAAUUGGAGACUUUCCACGUCUGUAUUUGCUGGACAAUGUAGGACUUGUCUGUUUUACUUGUCAUCUUCCGAGUUUUGGAAAAUGAUCAAGUGGAGCUGUUCUGUAGGAGCAAACGCUGGAAAGUUCUUGAUAAUCAGAGUCAGUCGCUUCUUCAGUUCAUGUGAUCGUGUGUUUCACUGAUGAAGACCUGACUGACGGCAGAACGAAGGCUGCAGUACAGAACAGCACUGUAAACAACUGUAAAAAUAAACACAAAGGUUUUUUAGACAGAAGCUCAGGCUUGUCAGAGCUCCUGACACCUUUAUCAAAUAUCAGGAUUCAUUUUUUUCCAGCACAUUUUGGUUUUUAUUUCUCGCGCUGAUCGUCUGUCGCAGACGUAAACUCCUCAUCAAAUUGAAGCUGAAAGUCAGAACGUAAACGUCACAGUAAUCCUUUCGUUUUAAAUCCAGUGUGCUGAAGUUCAGAGUCAACACAACAACAAACUGUCGGUGGAGGUGAUGUGCAGGGUUUCCCUAAAAAGCUCCCUCACUCUCAGGUGUCAGUUUGUUUACUGUAACUAAAACCUGCUAAUGUGUAGAGAGAAAACACCUUAAGCUGAGGUCUGUUCUUACUGUUACUGUUGAUUCAUCUGCUUGUUUCUUAGAUUGAACUGAAAAAAAUAAGUUGCAGAAAAACAAGAAAACAAAGAUUUUCAGUCAACAGCGACAGAAAAACCAGCACAUUAACAUUAGAGAAACUGGAACCAGAAGAUGUUUGGUUUGUUUACUUGAACAAUGACUCAAACAAUUAAUCAGGUUAAUGGUUUUAUCAGUUAAUUAACUGGCUGAUUGUUUCAGCUGUACUUGCUAAAUGUGUAGACUGGAAGCUGAAAUCUGGGGUUGAUACACGUUAAACCCCACUCGUCUGGUGCUCCAAGCUCAGUGAAAUAAACGCUCCAAAUUAACUGACCUGUUAUCUAAGGAUCUCCUGGGAGUGAGAUGUUUUUGGGGAAACUACUUCCUGUUUGUUGGGCGGGUUGAUGCCAAGACAAAUUGUAGCACACUGAGGAUGGACACACACUCACACACACUGCAGGGCUUUAGGGAUCAGUCCCCAAAAAGCACAGUGUAGAUACCCCCCCCCCUCCAUGUCUGCAUACUGUGAGCCUUCUCAAUGCAGGAGAAUCAUCUUAACUUGAACACUGUAAACUGUAGACACAGCAGCAGCAGCAGCAGCAGCAGCAGCAGCAGUGUGGCGUUUGGAGACGAGUGUGUGUUGUCGAGCCUUAGUGGAAAAGUGCUUUUUGUUAUGCAAUGUCAAAGGGGAGCGGACGUCCCCCUUUACAUAGUGGCCUCUGUACUGAACCCAGUGCCAAUGUAACCUCCUCCCUCCCCCCAGCAGUCUGUAUUUAAUGACUCCUAAUACUAACUGUCGCUCCAGUUACUUGUUAAGUGUGAUUUGUAACAUAAUGAGAUUUUUUUCUUUCUUUCUGGUGAAGAGGUUUUGACAAUCGCCUGGUUUUUGCAGCUUUUUGCAGCUUUCCUGACAAGUAAUUAGUAAAGUAUUUCACGUAGUCUGGUUUAAUGAUAGUAGUUAAGGUGUGUUAUUGUAGGUGUUAACGGAGAGGGACUGUGUGUGUGUGUGUAGUUUAACUGGUACAAGUUUUUGUUUUUCACUCACACACUGCUGAAGGCCGCUCUGGGGACACGUGGUCGUCACCUCGAGACCUUCACUCCUGCUUUAUAUCAUGAUUUAAGAACAAAAACAUGCGUUUCUGUUGAUGACAGCUCAUCCCCAGUUUGGCUGAAGGUUCUGGAACAUCAUGCAGGUGUGUGUGUGUGUGGCUUUAAAGGUAACGGUGUCUGACCUCUGACCUUUCCCCUCUCAACAAUCAGUGCCGAUUAGUGUGUACACUGUGGGCUGAGUCUCUCCCCUCUGUCCAGGCCUCUCUCUCUCUCUCUUUUCUCUGUCUGCUGUUUCUGCUGGAUUUGAUGUGUUUGUUAUACUCUGCUGAACUCGAUUUUCUUGAAUCAAGUUUCGUACAGACAAUAAAACAGUAUUUCCACGUGA
This is a messenger RNA of Lates calcarifer (barramundi perch), 5873 nucleotides long. It is a transcript of the gene mapre1b, whose product is annotated as microtubule-associated protein, RP/EB family, member 1b. Gene Ontology annotation, biological process: regulation of microtubule polymerization or depolymerization; protein localization to microtubule plus-end; spindle assembly. Gene Ontology annotation, cellular component: microtubule organizing center; microtubule plus-end; spindle midzone. The transcript has 7 exons. The record is from RefSeq and is a predicted model, not a curated record. Lineage: Eukaryota; Metazoa; Chordata; Actinopteri; Centropomidae. Gene Ontology annotation, molecular function: microtubule plus-end binding. Bases 186 to 962 code for a protein of 258 amino acids.